AUUGUUGCACUAACUCCAGUGCUGGAGUCUCAGGACACCACAGGCUACGCGGAGUUGUUCUGCUUUAGAGAUCCGAGGGCAGGAGCAUCACGCUAGUGACUCUGAUAGGUGCGAUCGCCGGAUUGGAACAGAACUGUCAUUUUUUCCGAAGUUGAGCCUUAGUGACCCAGUGAGUGAAGUUAGCGACGGGACGCUAAGCAGCUAGACCGGUCGGCAGGAGUGAGACUUAGGUGCCUUCUAGUAGUUGUGAUUAAAGAAUUGAAAAAAAGAAAAAAACCCUGUUUCUGGGAACUCGAGGCCCUCAGCUGGUGAGCCAUCGUGCUUAGCUUCUUUGUGUGGCUCCUGGAGUCUUCGAUCCCAGCCGGACACCCGGGCCUGGUUUCAAAGCGGUCGGACUGCGCUGCCUGCUCCAUCGGUAGCGCUCGAGCCUCGGUUUCUCUAUUUGGCCCCGACUAGCCGCAGCAGGAUGAUCGCCUCGCAUAUGAUCGCCUGCUUAUUCACGGAGCUCAACCAAAACCAAGUGCAGAAGGUUGACCAGUAUCUCUACCACAUGCGUCUCUCAGAUGAGACCCUUCUGGAGAUUUCUAGGCGGUUCCGGAAGGAGAUGGAGAAGGGGCUAGGAGCUACUACGCACCCUACAGCAGCUGUGAAGAUGCUGCCCACCUUUGUGAGGUCAACUCCAGAUGGGACAGAACAUGGCGAGUUCCUGGCUCUGGACCUUGGAGGAACCAACUUUCGUGUGCUCCGAGUAAGGGUGACAGACAAUGGUCUCCAGAGGGUGGAGAUGGAGAACCAGAUCUACGCCAUUCCCGAGGACAUCAUGCGGGGCAGUGGAACCCAGCUGUUUGACCACAUUGCCGAAUGCCUGGCCAACUUCAUGGACAAGCUACAGAUCAAAGAGAAGAAGCUCCCGCUGGGCUUCACCUUCUCGUUCCCCUGCCACCAGACGAAACUGGAUGAGAGUUUCUUGGUCUCAUGGACUAAGGGGUUCAAGUCCAGUGGUGUGGAAGGCAGAGAUGUGGUGGAUCUGAUCCGGAAGGCCAUCCAGCGCAGAGGGGACUUUGACAUUGACAUUGUGGCUGUGGUGAAUGACACGGUUGGGACCAUGAUGACGUGUGGUUAUGAUGAUCAGAACUGCGAGAUUGGUCUCAUUGUGGGUACUGGCAGUAAUGCCUGCUACAUGGAGGAGAUGCGUCACAUUGACAUGGUGGAGGGCGACGAGGGACGGAUGUGCAUCAACAUGGAGUGGGGGGCCUUUGGGGACGACGGUACACUCAAUGACAUCCGAACUGAGUUUGACCGAGAGAUCGACAUGGGCUCACUGAACCCCGGGAAGCAGCUGUUUGAGAAGAUGAUCAGCGGGAUGUACAUGGGGGAGUUGGUCAGGCUCAUCCUGGUGAAGAUGGCCAAGGCUGAGCUGCUGUUCCAAGGGAAACUCAGCCCAGAGCUCCUUACCACUGGCUCCUUCGAGACCAAAGAUGUCUCGGAUAUUGAAGACGAUAAGGACGGAAUCCAGAAGGCCUACCAGAUCCUGGUGCGCCUGGGUCUGAGCCCGCUGCAGGAGGACUGUGUGGCCACGCACCGAAUCUGCCAGAUUGUGUCCACGCGCUCGGCCAGUCUGUGUGCAGCCACCCUGGCCGCAGUGCUGUGGCGGAUCAAAGAGAACAAGGGCGAGGAGCGACUCCGCUCCACCAUCGGCGUGGAUGGCUCUGUCUACAAGAAACAUCCCCAUUUUGCCAAGCGUCUCCAUAAGGCAGUGAGGAGGCUGGUGCCCGAUUGUGAUGUCCGCUUCCUCCGCUCUGAGGAUGGCAGCGGCAAGGGGGCGGCUAUGGUGACGGCGGUGGCUUACCGUCUGGCUGACCAACACCGGGCCCGCCAGAAGACCCUGGAGUCUCUGAAGCUGAGCCAUGAACAGCUGCUGGAGGUUAAGAGAAGGAUGAAGGUGGAAAUGGAGCAGGGUCUGAGCAAGGAGACGCACGAGGCCGCCCCUGUGAAGAUGCUGCCCACUUAUGUGUGUGCCACUCCAGACGGUACAGAGAAAGGAGACUUCCUGGCCUUGGAUCUUGGAGGAACAAACUUCCGGGUCCUGCUGGUGCGCGUGCGUAAUGGCAAGCGAAGGGGCGUAGAGAUGCAUAACAAGAUCUACUCCAUCCCGCAGGAGGUCAUGCAUGGCACUGGAGAAGAGCUUUUCGACCACAUUGUCCAGUGCAUCGCGGACUUCCUUGAAUACAUGGGCAUGAAGGGCGUGUCCCUACCUUUGGGUUUCACCUUCUCCUUCCCUUGCCAGCAGAACAGCCUGGACCAGAGCAUCCUCCUCAAGUGGACAAAGGGAUUCAAGGCAUCUGGCUGCGAGGGCGAGGAUGUGGUCACCUUGCUGAAGGAAGCCAUUCACCGGCGAGAGGAGUUCGACCUGGAUGUGGUGGCCGUGGUGAAUGACACAGUUGGGACUAUGAUGACUUGUGGCUAUGAAGACCCUCACUGUGAAGUUGGCCUCAUUGUUGGCACUGGAAGCAAUGCCUGCUACAUGGAGGAGAUGCGUAAUGUGGAGUUGGUGGACGGAGAGGAGGGACGGAUGUGUGUCAACAUGGAGUGGGGAGCGUUCGGGGACAACGGCUGCCUGGAUGACCUGCGCACAGUGUUUGAUGUCGCUGUGGACGAGCUCUCUCUCAACCCUGGCAAACAGAGGUUUGAGAAGAUGAUCAGCGGCAUGUACUUGGGCGAGAUUGUGCGCAACAUCCUCAUCGAUUUCACAAAGCGGGGGCUGCUCUUCCGGGGCCGCAUCUCAGAGCGCCUCAAGACAAGGGGAAUCUUUGAAACUAAGUUCCUGUCUCAGAUCGAGAGUGACUGCCUGGCCCUGCUACAGGUCCGAGCCAUCCUGCGCCACCUAGGGCUGGAGAGCACGUGUGACGACAGCAUCAUUGUGAAGGAGGUGUGCACUGUGGUCGCCCGGCGUGCGGCCCAGCUCUGUGGCGCAGGCAUGGCUGCCGUGGUGGACAAGAUAAGAGAGAACCGCGGACUGGACAAUCUCAAAGUGACGGUGGGCGUGGACGGGACACUGUACAAGCUUCAUCCUCACUUUGCCAAAGUCAUGCAUGAGACGGUGAGAGAUCUGGCUCCGAAAUGUGACGUGUCCUUCCUGGAAUCCGAGGAUGGCAGUGGGAAGGGAGCAGCUCUCAUCACUGCUGUGGCCUGCCGCAUCCGGGAGGCCGGGCAGAGAUAGAACCUUGGAGCAGACAGGACUUCACUGUUUCCUCACUUCCCUGUUUUAAAUUAUGAGGAGAUGGACCUUUUGGCAUUUCCUUGGCAGAGAGGACCCUGAGAGACUGGAACUUUUGUCCUGAUAUUCACUGUAGAGUUUGAUAUCCAAUCCUUGGCCUUCCUGAGAAUCAGAAGUAAGGAAUUGUUCACAAGUUGUUCCUGCUGGUCACCUCCUGGCAUGUUCCCUCCCCCAUUCUACUUCCUGUACAGUCCUAUGGGAUGGGGACAGUCUUGAGAAUAUGAUUGCCUCAUCUUGGAGCUGAAUGUGACAUUUGUAGGUGGAGAACAUCUUGAAAUGUUGAUGCUUCUGUCAUCAGAUCAGGCAUUGGGAGGGAGGGAGGAGGGAGGAGGAGGAGAGGUAUGGAAUGUCCCCUGCCCUACAUGGCUGUCCCUCUUCAGCUCAACCUGUAGGCAUCACCCUGCUGGUUCUAAACAUUUGCUGUUCUGGAAUAGAGGAAUCCAAACCAAAGCUAGACUUGACACCCCCUUCAAGUGUCUGUGGCUUUACCUCACACGGCUGAACGUGUCAUUCAUGAGCAACAGACCUUGGGGCUAGGGGUGGCUUUGGUAGCUUUUCAAUUUCUUAUCUUUUCUUUCUUUUUUUUUUUAAUUUAUGUUUGAAAUUUAUUUAGUUUGAAGCAGGUCCUCUCCUUCAUUGUGUAAUGGUUAAUUGUGUAAGUAAUGUAUUUAUAUGUUCCUUUGUUCUGUAUAUAGCUGGCCAGGGUCUCCUCUGACUCGGCCUCGUGAGUAGAUAGAUCAUUGUAGUUCAGGAUAUGAGGUGGAGACACUGACUGGCUCUAGAAAUACCUCAUUCACCCUUGGGAAGAAGAGAGAUGUGGAAUCUCUUGUUGAGUAAUGGGCAGAGCGCCACCAGCCUCCCCGCUUCACCUUCCUCUGCUCUGUGAGGUGUAUGCAAGGCAGGGAUGGAGACUGAGGGUGGUCCGCUGAGCAAAAGAAGCCACAACACCUGGCUGCUCGGUCCAGAAGCUUCCCUGAGUGAGGUCUCACCCGGGAUGUUAGCCAAAGAAAACUAAAGGAUUUGUUCCAAGUUCCCACUGCAUAGAAGAUGUGAUGUGUAGGUCAGUCAGCGUUUCAGAAUGGUUUGACAAGUUACAGGAAGCCACUGAAAAUGUUUUUAAAGUCACAUCUGAUUGUCGGAGCAGACCACAUGAAGCAUUGAGAGAACUCGACCAAACCUCAGGGGCGUCUCGGGGUGUUUGUACAUUUAUUUGCCCUCCUAGCAGAUCCCACCUCCUGUAUGUCUCGUGUUUUACACGAGAUGCACGCUGUCUGUCUGCUUCCUUGGACUGAGCUGCAUCGAGCUGCCGACUCGCCUUUUUAUACUUGUUAUUUAUUCCAGACUGUUUGAAGAACGGAAAGACACCAGUGUCCUGUUCUCUGCUCUACCAACACGGUUCACUCUGAAUUCAAAAGUUCACUUCUCCCUUCAAAAUAUUAAAUUGACCACCAAUGUUAAACCUGGAUAGGUAGGAAUAAAGAGGAAACAGCCUUGUAACACUAAUAAACAAGAUACGGGGGUCAAAAGAGAAAGACCAAGAGAAAACUCAGCAUCGUGGCAGCCACAUUUUGAACAUCUUUCAGACUUGUGCUGAGCAGAGCCUAGUUACAACCGAACAAGCUGGUGUACAGUGAAAUGAAGGCUGCCCAGGUCCUCCCAGGAUGCCCAGAGGGAAGGUCGAGUGAUAUCUGGCUGAUACUGCCUGUCUGGUGUAGCUCCCUCAACCUGCAGUUACCGAAGCAGACCACUGAAAGCCGAAACCACCUAUAGAUGUGUGCAGCACUAGAGAGUAGCCACCUAUAGAUGUGUGCAGCACUAGAGGGUAACCACGGAGUACAAUGGAUUCUGACUAAAUUUUAGAAUCUUGAAAUUUAAACUUUAAAAUGAAGCACCAUCUAGGAAAGGACUUUUUAAAAAAGUGUGUGUGUGUGUGUAAGUGUGUGUGUGUGUCUAACUUUUAAGGAAGUUGGCUUUCAAUCCAGAGCAUGAGACAGUGUGCUGUGUUCCUAGUACUAGGCUGGCUGCUGCUAGCACUAGGUUGACAGCCCUCUCUGCUAAUGCUGCUUUGUGUGAUCUUCAGUGAACCUUUGACUCAUCUCAUAUCCCUGGGCACUCGGUCUAGUGAGCGUUUUGUUAUCAUGUACAGUAGAGAACUAGUUGAAUUAACCAUGUGAUGUUAACUAUUAUUAAUAAAUUUUAACUUUUUUUUUUCAAAA
Mus caroli (Ryukyu mouse) is the source of this 5493-nucleotide messenger RNA. It is a transcript of the gene Hk2, whose product is annotated as hexokinase 2. Gene Ontology annotation, cellular component: cytosol; mitochondrion. Gene Ontology annotation, biological process: glycolytic process; glucose 6-phosphate metabolic process; glucose metabolic process. Lineage: Eukaryota; Metazoa; Chordata; Mammalia; Rodentia; Muridae. Gene Ontology annotation, molecular function: ATP binding; fructokinase activity; D-glucose binding. The record is from RefSeq and is a predicted model, not a curated record.